This is a messenger RNA of Podarcis muralis (Common wall lizard), 1915 nucleotides long. Lineage: Eukaryota; Metazoa; Chordata; Lepidosauria; Squamata; Lacertidae. The record is from RefSeq and is a predicted model, not a curated record.
AGGAGACAGUGUUAAAAUAAGAGAAGGUGCAUGCUGGUACUGACAUGUGUUCAGUUCCUUUCUUGUCUUUCUUGAAAGUCUUAACAGGAUUCUCUUCCCCCUCCCCCACUCUCAAACAGGUGAGGAAGAUGAUGGCCAGAAUUCUAUGGAGCCAUCUGUGAAUUCAUUGGGAAAAACAAAGAAACAGUUUAAAUGCCUGGAAUGUGGGAUGUGCUUUAGUCACAGUGGAAGACUGAGGACACAUCAACGAAUCCACAUAGAGGAGAAACCAUUUAAAUGUACUGACUAUCGAAAGAAACAUCAAGGAACUCACACAGUGGAUAAACCAUUUGAAUGUAUUGAAUGUGGAAAGUGCUUCAGUCGAAAUGGAAAGCUUAGAAUACACCAACGAACUCACACGGGGGAGAAACCAUUUAAAUGUAUUGAAUGUGGAAAGAGCUUCAGUGAAAGUAGAGCACUAAGAAAACAUCAACGAACUCACACGGGGGAGAAACCAUUUAAAUGUAUAGAAUGUGGAAAGAGCUUCAGUAGAAGUGAACACCUUAGAAUACACCAACGAACUCACACGGGGGAGAAACCAUUUGACUGUAUCGAAUGUGGAAAGCGCUUCAGUGUAAUUGGAAACCUUAGAAAUCAUCAACGAACUCACACGGGGGAGAAACCAUUUGAAUGUAUUGAAUGUGGAAAGUGCUUCAGUCGAUAUGGAACACUUAGAAUACACCAACUAACUCACACGGGGGAGAAACCUUUUAAAUGUAUUGAAUGUGGAAAGUGCUUCAGUCGAUAUGGAACACUUAGGAUGCACCAACGAACUCACACAGGGGAGAAACCAUUUAAAUGUAUUGAAUGUGGAAAGAGCUUCAGUGAAAGUGGAGCACUAAGAAAACAUCAACAAACUCACACGGGGGAGAAACCAUUUAAAUGUCUUGAAUGUGGAAAGAGCUUCAGGGAAAAUGGAGCACUAAGAAUACACCAACGAACUCACACAGGGGAGAAACCAUUUAAAUGUACUGAAUGUGGAAAGAGCUUCAAUCACAAGGGACACCUUAGAAGCCAUCAACUAACUCACACGGGGGAGAAACCAUUUAAAUGUACUGAAUGUGGAAAGAGCUUCAGUGAAAGUGGAGACCUUAGAGUACACCACCGAACUCACACGGGAGAGAAACCAUUUGAAUGUAUUGAAUGUGGAAAGAGCUUCAGUGAAAGUGGAAACCUUAGAAGACACCAACGAACUCACACGGGGGAGAAACCAUUUGAAUGUAUUGAAUGUGGAAAGAGCUUCAGUCAAAAUGGAACACUUAGAAUACACCAACAAACUCAUACAGGGGAGACACCAUUUAAAUGUAUUGAAUGUGGAAAGAGCUUCAGUCAAUAUGGACACCUUAGAAUACACCAACGAACUCACACAGGAGAGAAACCAUUUAAAUGUAUUGAAUGUGGAAAGAGCUUCAGUCAAAAUGGACACCUUAGAAGCCAUCAACAAACUCACACGGGGGAGAAACCAUUUAAAUGUACUGAAUGUGGAAAGUGCUUCAGUCAAAAUAGAACAUUUAGAAUGCACCAACGAGCUCACACUCAGGAGAAAUCAUUUAAAUGUAUUGAAUGUGGAAAGAGCUUCAGUCUAUAUGGAACACUUAGAAUGCACCAACGAACUCACAUGGGGGAGAAACAAUUUAAAUGUAUUGAAUCUGGAAAGAGCUUCAGUGAAAGUGGACACCAUAGAAAACACCAAAAAAUUCACACGGGGAGAAACCACUUAAAUGUAUUGAAUGUGGAAAGUGCUUUAGUCAAAAUGGAACACUUAGAAGACACCAACGAACUCACACAGGGGAGACAUCAUUUGAAUGGAUUUAAUGUGGAAAACUCCCCCCCUCAGAGCUGCAUCGGGGAAGGAGGCGAAGGAGGGGUGAGAUAA